GUUUUUUCCACUGCAGGGAAAUGUAGCCAGAAGGAAUAUUUCUGGCAAAUGGGAUUCUGCUUUUCAGUAGGACUACCUGUCCUGAGAUUUUUGGUCAUCUUGGUUAAUUACCUCAGAUUGCUUUUGUAAUUUUUAAAUACUCAGAAGGAAGCUGCAAGGUAAGACAACUGGCAAUUAAAGUACAAAAAAUCUGGGGAUGUGACAAUACCCGUUAAAUUGUGAAGUGGAUUUUUCACAAGACAGAAGACGUGAGAGCAGAAGAAAGAAUAUGAUGCAAACAUAUUUGUGUUCUGAGAAGUUAGUCAGUAACUGAUUACCAUCAGAGAAAGCACUCUUUAGUACAUUCAUCUUGGAAAUGGCCAUAUAUGAGAACACAAUGAGAUCAUAUGAAUGUAGGUUUGCACGAAAUCCAGCUGUUGAGAUGUUCCCAAGAUACUGGCAGCCAAAAAAAGCAUACCAGUGAACAGGGAUGUGAAUUUAUGCCAGCAGGCAGACUGGUGAAAGGGAGAGCAGAUAUAAGGAUUAAAUCUAUUUUGGGAGGUGCUUUUUUUGUUUGUUUUUGGUACAGUCUUUCUGUAUCUCUUUCUUGGAUUAGUUAAAUGCCUACCAAAAGCAAUAAAUAACUGCAGGGUGCACAGGGAGAAAGAAUGGACUAAAUAAAGGGUAUAUGUUGACAGAGAACAUAUGUGCUAUGUGAAAAAAAACAGUUUUAUUGGGCAUGAAAUCCUAGAGUAUGGGCUGACAAAGGACAUAGUUGAGCAAACCCUUGGGAAAAACAGGACUUUAUGUGAAACACAGAGAAAAUGAAGUGGAGAUUACUUCAGGAGACAAAAAUAUGGUAGAAAACCAAUCCUUGAAGGGAGAGGAAAGUGCCUUACCCUGAAGAGAUGGAAAUGAAAGAGUGUAAUCACCUCUCUGGAUUUAGCACUGCUGGAUGAUGAAAUCAGUGCAAGGUCUGUGUAAUCUGCCUACCUGCAGAGACUGCUCUCCCUGAGAGAUUUGUCUCCAUUAGAGACUCUGGAGGUACCUUAGGCUCUCGUCACAGCCUUAACUUCUGUCCAGCUGCUCAUGACCAGAAGUUCUUGCUACUUGGAGGCUGUUGAAUACCUAAUGUAAAUUGAGACUUGUUACAUGAUCCAUUUGGAAGAGGUCACUUUCACUCUCCUAAUUCAUUUGGUUUCUGACUGCUGGCUUUGAACAGUUGUUGAACACAUGCAGAAGCAGAAUAAAAUUACCUGGAGAGGCUGAUUUGUGCAGAGCGGGUAUGCAGCUUUUGGGCUGCCUCUCAGGGAAGCACAAAUCUGCUCUACAACAGUACUUCUGUUUGGUGGACAGAUGAAGGGCCUCUUGCAGUGGUGAUUUCCUUAGAAUGAGGUAGACAGUGCCAUUUAAAGCUUUGGAUAGCAGUGAUUCUGAGCACACAGCCCUGGCAGUCUCCAUGGAGCCUCCAUGCCUCUGUUGUUCAUGGGGCAGCCUCUGCUGGAGUCACAUUUACAGGUCUUACGGCUGCAGCCUUGAAUGAGUGAUCACCUUCAUGUUCUGUGCCAGUGCAAGCCCCUCUCUGGUCUGUUGUAUAGCAACUUGUACUCGUGUUUAUUUUCUCCAUUUGCAGGGGACAUUGAAAAGUGUCAAGUUCUGCUGCUAUUGUCAUAGAGGCAUAACCUGUGAUGCAGUUAAAAACCCGUAUCACAUGGCUCAUAGUGUGAAGCACUGUGAAGAUCAGCUCUGUCUCUGCCCUCCCUGGAGAAGUUAACAAGUGUGUGUGUCAUGGAGCAGACAACUCUGAUCCAGCCUUCUUCACAACAAUACAUUUUGUGCUAUGCCUAAAGCCAGCGGUGAGUCAGCUACAGGAAUUGACUCUCUGGUGUCAUCUUGGUGCCAGCACAUUAGGCUGGAUUCUGUUUGCCAGCAUUAGGUAAGCAUCCCAUGGCUUCAGGCUGUUUUCAGUCUGUGGCUUCAGCUUCCUGAGCAAUGAUCCGCAGGGAAACUGAACCAGAAAGCUGAAGGAAAAGGGACUUGUGCCAAGAGAAGACCUGAACAAACUGAGCUGUCUCCUCUGUGCCUCAGUCGUGAGGAGCCGUGUCCCCUGGGGCUGCCUUGAAGGACCCGUGCAGAGACUCAAGCACCCCAAACCUGGCAUCCCCGUCCUGCUGCCGGCCGGGAUCAUGCUCCACAGCUAAGCAGGAUGACAAUAAAAUAAAGAAACAAGAUAUGCCAGCAGUUUGUGAUCUUCACUGCUGUAAGGAUGUGCCCAUAAGAAAUGGCCUUAUUGGGCAGAAGCCACCCUCAAUCAACCCCGAGAGACUGAAGGAUUUUGGUGAGGAGGAUUACCUGAACGGGGAUGUGAAGACCUGGGAGAUGAAGAUAGUGAGCCGAAACGAGGAGUUACUCAGGGAGGCCCUGUCCUGCAUCCCUCAGCCAAGCAGUAGGGCCAGCCUGGCAAGCUGUACUAAGCUGAUUCGAUUUGAAGACAUUAGUGCAGCAGCCUUCAAAAUCCAGUGUGGUGUUCAGAAAACCCCCUGCAUGUAUUCUAGGCUAUCCAAGCAGUAUGGAAUGGACAUCUACCUGAAGAAGGAGUUCCUCCAGUACACAGGGUCUGUGAAGGAACGAGGAGUACUUUACCUUCUGAUGUCAUUGCCUCAGGAGCAGCAAAGAAAAGGGGUGAUCGUGGCUGCGGACAGUAACUUCUCCAUGGCUGUUGCCCACCACGCCUGCGAGCUGCGCAUCCCCGCGUUCGUGAUCGUGCCCACCAGCACGGCGCCGGCCCGCGUGCGCACGUGCCGCGAGCACGGCGCCAUGGUCAUCUCCUACGGCACCACCGCCAAGGACGCGCAGCUGCACGCCAGGAGGCUGGCACAGGAGAACGGCUACCUCUACCUCGAGGAGGAGGACAGUGCUGUGUACCUGUCAGGCCUGGGGACCGUGGGGCUGGAGGUGUACGAGCAGGUGCCAAAGCUGGACGCAGUCAUUUUCCCUGCAGGAGGCCACUGUGGCUUGCUGGCAGGGUCAGCUGCUGCCCUCAAACACCUCAACCCACACAUUUCUGUAAUUGGAGUAGAAUCUGAAAGUUUCCCAGUAUUGCAACAAUCCUUAAAAGCUGGCCACCCAACUGAUGACCAGGCCUGCAACAAUCAUCACUUCUAUGGAGAUGUGAGUGGAGUUUGCUUUGGCAGCAAUUCUUUGCAGCUGACUGGGAAGCUUGUGGAUAAAGUUGUUGCUGUGAGGGAGGAGGACAUCCUCAUUUCGAUGCUGAGACUGCUGGAGUAUGAGCGAGCCACGAUUGAUGCAGAAGGGGCCAUUGGACUUGCAGCAGUGGUGGCAGGGAAGCUGCCUGAGCUGAAGGGUAAAAGAGUGGCAGUUGUUAUAUGCAGUGGAAACAUGGAAUUGCAUUUGCUGCAACAGUGCAUAGCUCGUGCCCUGACCCUGGAUAACAGAGUGUGCAGAUUUUCCCUUGUGGUUUCCGACUGCCCAGGAGACAUGUCAAAGCUACUGGAGAUUUUGGCUCGGGAAGAAGCAAGGGUUUUGGAUAUCAGACAAGAACGCACAUUUGUGACGUCUGAGCUCUUCACUGUCCAGGUCAUCUGCACUGUGGAGACCAGAGACAAGCUCCACACAGCCCAGCUGAGGAACGCGCUCUUGGAACGCUACCCCACCACGGCCUGGACCGAGCGGUGACGGGCACGGCGCCGCGGGGGCACCAGGGCCUCUGACAAGGAUGCUGCAGAGCCCCACUCUGGAGGCUUUCACAACAAAUAUUAUCUCUCAAAGCUGAACACUUAGCAAAUAGCUUCAGGAUAUUUAUUUCCUGCUCAAAAUGUAGUAAAUGUCUUUGGGGAAAAAAGUUAAACGCACAACUUUAGUUUAGCUAAGGGAAGCUCUUAGUGUCUGCUGGUGUUGGAGUUCCUCAGUUCAUUAUCAGCUGGCUGCCUGGAUUUUAGCUAGUUUGUAGAGUCCAGUGAUAUUCCAUAAACAAAAAGGGAGAAGGCAUUUCUCUUUACAUCUGAUUAUAGACCUCUCAAAGUCUUUUGAUUUUGAUGCCCCUUGUUAAAGUAAUGCAGCUCCUUCUGCUGGACUUAGCCACACUACAAGUACAGAAAUUUUCUGUUUCCAAGCCAGAAGCAGUUUUCUGUUUGCUAAAUCUGCUUCAGGAGGUGUAUAUUUGUGUGUGGGGUUGAACACACUUCUGUUCUGAUCUUUUCUACCAUGUGAGGAAAAAGUUAUGCUAAUAAAAGGCGAUUUAUACACAGACGAAAAACCCUUGGAAGAUAAAAGCUAAAAUAAUAUUUUUUCCCAAGGGGAAAUGAUCCUAUUUGCAAAAUAAAAUUCCAAAAUAUUUUGCAGAAAUUAAAAAAAAGUUUUAAGUAUGAUUAGAGCUCAUAAAGAGAACACAAGUGUAUUUCUUGCUUCUGCUUUUGGAGACUCAGUAUAAAAAGUAGCAUAUAAACUGGCUUAUGUUGCUAUAUAAAAAGGGGUCUUUCUACCCAUGUGAAUUUUGUAACUAGCAGUCCACUGAUUAUCUCUGUCUAAAGCAGACUCUAUCCAUCUCACUUGACAGAUUAAGCACACUGUUAAUAGUGACAUACAUUUAAAGACUACAUACAAAUAGCCAAAGGCAGUGCUGGGAGAAGAGGAAGCCUAAGUCUUAGGCACAUGGCUAAUGCAAUUAACAAAGAACACAUUGACCUAAAUACCAUUUUUAUCACUACAGGCAGAGACCAACUAAUAUUAUAACACUGUGGGAUGGCAAGAAAUGUAAGAGAAGUUCAGGCCCUCUGCUGAAUGUGCACACAACACAGUUGUGCCUUUUCAUUUGGGCAGAAUUUAAGCUCUGGGAAGACUUUAUAGUACCUUCCAGUACCUACAGGGGGGCUGCAGGAAAGCUUCGUGGGACCAGGGGCAAUGGCUUUAAAGUGGAAGAGGGCAGAUUUGUGUUAGGUACUAGGAAGAAACGCUUUACUAAGAGGGUGGUGAGGCACUGACACAGGUUGCCCUGUGUCAGAAAAGUUGUGGGUGCCCCAUCCCUGGAAGGAUUCAAGGCCAUGUUGGUUGGGGCUUUGAGCAACCUGGUCUAGUGAACAGAACUCCAUGACAGGGAGGCUGGAACUAAAUGGUCUUUGAAGUCCCUUCCAACCCAAACCAUUCUGUGGUUCCAUGAUCCACCUCUCUCUGUAGCUUGUACAGGCAAGAUGGGAUGAGAAGGGCAGCACUGUGGCUGUCUCUGCAGUAUUAUUUUUCUGGGGAGUAAUCUGUUUGCUCCUUCUUGUUGUGGUCUACAAAAGAGCAGGAGUACAGAGCCUGACAAAUGGUGGACAAAAAAUAGAGGUUGACAGAUUUGGUCUGUUUUUGGAAGGACCAUACUGGUUUGCACAUGGAACUAAAAGUGAUUCAUGCCCCAAUGGUUAGUUUUGUUCCCUUCUUGCCACCCAGAAUGAUGGGUGUAGGCCUUGGUCCUGUAAAUCACAGCUGUGUCCUGUCACACACAGCUCCUUUCUCCACUGUCAGAAGAGUUUAAGAAAUCUGUGUGGAAAUAGAUGACAGAGUCCAUAUUACAUGUUUGCAGCUUCCAUUGGAACAAGAAAUGAAGCACAUCACCAAAGAGCAGAUUUGGGGAUGGAAAUCCAUCAUAGACAAGGGUCUGAUUACCCUCUCACCUUUUUGGCAAAAGUCUCAGGAAAUUUUGAGGAUGUUUCUUGUGUAGGUUUCUCUGGUACCUACACAAGAAGAAAAUGGAACUUUAUAACCAAAGUUCUCAGUAGAGGCCAACAGGUUCUGCUGUCUGGAUAUUUGGUUUAAAAUUUUGUAUUAUCCUGGGUUUCAUUGUUUUAGAAGCUCAGAGCAUGAAUAACUUCUUUCCUGAUCAGCGGGAACUGCAUUUAGCAGGUCUUCACAAACCUGGGGCAAGAAGACGUAGCAGGUAGAGCAACCAAAAAUCAAUGCAUCUGAAAUUACUGUAUGAUUUUGGAGUUGUGUUUGGGGUGGGGGAAGGAAGGUGAUGUCCAGAAGAUGCUUAAAAUGUCAAACGUGCUAUUUGCAAUUUUGUUUUAUUUUUAUUGUUUUAAGUAUAAACAUAUUUUAAAGUGUAAAUUGCUCUUCAGUAAAUAAACACUUUAUAUGUGAAUAUAAUAAUACCAGAUAUGUUUUUCAUUCUAUAUUGCCUUUAUUGAAGUCUCAUUGGCUUAAAAGAUAAAAUUAAGAUCUUCCAAGGGAAAAAUAAUCCUCAAAAUGAGACAUUUAAAUGAAUGUAUGCUUGGAAACAAUAAUGAAAUACUUGUGCUGCUAACCUUUUCCUUUUUGAAUUAUGAAGUAUAAGAAGAUCUAUGGCAUUUCAAAGAUCUAACAAUGUGAUUUUGAAUGUUUUAUUUAAAGACCUAUUUUUAUAUAGAGUGUUAUGUACCUUGAAAAAUAACUUAAAUGAUUAUGUAAGAAUUUCACUAAUGGUUAAAUCAGAAAAAUAUAAAUCUCAACAUUGUAUUUAUUUGAAAAAUAAUUAAAAUUCUGCUAUGCCACCUCAGCAAUGAAA
Messenger RNA from Prinia subflava (tawny-flanked prinia), 6520 nucleotides. Its product is annotated as L-threonine ammonia-lyase-like. Gene Ontology annotation, biological process: L-serine catabolic process; L-threonine catabolic process. The transcript has 12 exons. The record is from RefSeq and is a predicted model, not a curated record. Lineage: Eukaryota; Metazoa; Chordata; Aves; Passeriformes; Cisticolidae. Bases 2212 to 3675 code for a protein of 487 amino acids. Gene Ontology annotation, molecular function: threonine deaminase activity; L-serine ammonia-lyase activity.